Messenger RNA from Cuscuta campestris, 1162 nucleotides. The record is from the annotation of a GenBank genome assembly. Lineage: Eukaryota; Viridiplantae; Streptophyta; Magnoliopsida; Solanales; Convolvulaceae.
CACCAUGCACCCAAGGUAUAUCCCAUCCUUCUUUCUUCUAUUCCAAACUCCCGAGAAAUUCCAUUUUCCGGCGGAUUCCUGACUUUCCGGCGAUGGCGAUUCACCAGAUUGCGUUCGGGGACUACCAAGAGCUCCGCCACGCCGGCAACCUCAAGGCUGCCCUGGCGGAGUUCAUCUCCACCGUCAUAUUCGUGUUCGCCGGCCAGGGGUCCGGCAUGGCGUUCAACAAGAUUUCUCACGACAGCCCCACCACUGCCUCCGGCCUCAUCGCCGCCUCCCUCUCCCACACCUUCGCCCUUAUCGUCGCCAUCUCCGUCGCCGCCAACGUCUCCGGCGGCCACGUCAACCCCGCCGUGACCUUUGGCGCCUUCAUCGGCGGCAACAUCACUUUCUUCCGUGGCAUCCUCUACGUCAUUGCUCAGCUCCUCGGCUCCACCGCCGCUUGCUUCCUCCUCAAGUUCGUCACCGGCGGCCUGCCGACGGGGACAUUCGGGCUGGCCGGAAUAUCGGUAUGGAGCGCCCUGGUGCUGGAGAUCGUGAUGACGUUCGGCCUCGUUUACACCGUCUACGCGGUGGCGAUCGACCCGAAGAAGGGGGACAUCGGGACGCUGGCGCCGAUCGUCAUCGGCGCCCUGGUCGGAGCCAACAUUCUCAUCGGCGGCGCCUUCGACGGAGCAUCCAUGAACCCCGCAGUGGCAUUCGGGCCUGCUCUGGUGAGCUGGACUUGGGGCUCCCACUGGGUGUACUGGGCCGGGCCCAUCAUCGGCGGCGGGCUCGCCGGCGUCGUGUACGAGCUCUUCUUCAUUUCCCACCACACCCACGAGCCGUUGCCACGUGGAGAGUUUUAAGGCGUUCUUUGAUGAUCCCUCGCCGUACGACGUCGUUUCUCGGAUCGACCUCUGUUCUCUCUUGAUUUAAUUUAAUUUUAAUUUAAUUUUCUUCUGUGUGUAUGCGCUGCUGCUGUGUCCCAUGGAGUUUUAUUGUGUGUUGAGUGUAUCUUGUAAUUUCUUGGAAUUUUUUUUUAAUUUCGUGAUGAAUUUGGAGUUAUUUUCCUAAUGAAUUCUGUGAAUAUUUUAUUCUUCGUGACUUUUUAUCUUCUAAAAAUUAUUUUGAAAUCAAUAUAUUUGAAUGUCCUAAUUUGGAACAAAAUAUUGACUGAAAU